AUGCCGAGAGGCAUUCCCAAGCGCCCAGCCUUGGUGGUUUACAUGGCAUCACAUGUCAACCUAUUCUUGGAAGAAUUCGUUGUCUUCUUCAUCAUCUGCAUCCAAGUCUUGAAAGAGGGGUUCAAUGGUGGUGGGUAUGAGGAUAUAGAGAGGGAUGAGGGUGGUGUUGAGUCGAGUAUGGCAUGGGAUCUUAAUGGAGGCUUUGAAAGGGAAAUCGGGUGGAGGAUAAUGGGUAUGGUGGGGAGCACUUUCAAGAGUGCUAUAUGCAUUGUUGUUUUGCUCGACAUAAAAGUGAUGUUCCUACUAGCAAUUGAUAAGUCUAAUCACAAGCUUGUUGCCAAAGCCAUACAAGGCAUCAGGGAUCUUCUAAAGCAGAGAUUGCUUCUGCCUCAAAAUGAGGCAGCACAAGCUGGGACCCGGUACAAUGUGCCCUUGAUGAACUCCCUUGUCCUUUAUGUGGGAAUGCAGACCAUCCAGCAAUUACAAACAAAAAGCUCGCCUCCACUUGCACAGCAGAUGGCCCACAAUGGUCCGCUGGAGUUGUAUUUGAUGGGUUCUGCCAUGGACAUCUUCCAGACUCUGAUUGCGGAGCUUGAUACAGAAGGGCGUUACCUCUUCCUUAAUGCCAUUGCAAAUCAGCUGCGCUAUCCCAACAACCACACACAUUUUUUCUCCUUUGUCCUUCUCUACUUGUUUGUUGAGGCAAGCCAGGAAAUCAUCCAGGAGCAAAUUACAAGAGUUUUGCUGGAACGCCUGAUUGUAAAUAGAUCCCACCCAUGGGGUCUUCUCAUCACUUUUAUCGAGCUCAUCAAGAAUUCAAGAUACAACUUUUGGAGCCGAACUUUCACAAGGUGUGCGCCGGAGAUUGAGAAACUGUUUGAAUCGGUUUCACGAUCUUGCAUGGUCUCCGACAACAUGCACUGACUGGUUCUCUCAUUUGUAAAUAACUAGCGUAAUUUUAUUACUGAUAAUGCCCAUAGAUAGACCAUAUAAAAGGUAUAU
This is a messenger RNA of Vitis riparia (riverbank grape), 1002 nucleotides long. Its product is annotated as CCR4-NOT transcription complex subunit 1-like. The coding region runs from base 1 to 924 and encodes 307 amino acids. NCBI's taxonomy places the organism in Eukaryota, Viridiplantae, Streptophyta, Magnoliopsida, Vitales, Vitaceae. The transcript is spliced from 7 exons. The record is from RefSeq and is a predicted model, not a curated record. Gene Ontology annotation, cellular component: CCR4-NOT core complex; P-body. Gene Ontology annotation, molecular function: molecular adaptor activity. Gene Ontology annotation, biological process: nuclear-transcribed mRNA catabolic process, deadenylation-dependent decay.